AUGACGCAUGCACCCGCAACACACCUCACAUCUGAAAUGCAAGCUCCACCAGGGCCUCCAGUUACCAAUCUUUCACGUCCAGACACAGCAGUCUUCAUCAGCAGUGAUCGCUACACAACGUUCAUCGGCGCCAAGCAACCGCCAUUUGGUACCCGCUCUGUCAACCUCGGGACCUCUGCUAGUGAUGUCUAUCCCCUCGCUUCCAGCACUGCCUCUCACCAGGCACUCGAUCUGGCUGUCCUACGCACAGAGCUGCCUCCAUGGCUCGCAGAAACAAAGGACUACUGGCUGAACACCUACUCCUGGCGUGACGAAGAGAAGCGCAUAAACUCCUUCCCCAACUACCGCAUGCAAAUCAACGGCGUAGACCUGCACUUCAUCGCCCUCUUCUCCUCGAAGAAAGACGCAGUACCCAUCCAAUUCCUGCACGGCUGGCCCGGCUCCUUCAUCGAAUUCCUGCCCAUGCUCUCCCUCAUCCGCAACCAAUACCCCUCCGCAAAAGACCUCCCCUACCACAUCAUCGUCCCCUCGCUACCAGGCUACCCGCUGUCCCCCCACCCCGUCGACAAAGACUGGAGCAUCGAAGACUCGUCCGCCGUGCUCAACCAGCUGAUGCUGAGCCUCGGGUUCCCGAAAUACAUCGCUCAGGGCGGCGACAUCGGGUCGUUUAAUGCGAGAGCGAGCGCGCUGAACCAUGAUGCGUGCGUGGGCAUCCAUCUGAAUAUGAUGCCGGUCAAGGAUCAGCCCGACGAGUCGAAACUCACGCCGCUCGAGCAGAAAGCUAUCAAAUCCGCGAACAGGUGGAGACAGACCGGCAACGCGUACGCGCAGGAACACAGCACGCGACCUUCGACAGCCGGCAGCAUACUGUCUUCGAAUCCGCUUGCGUUGCUUGCUUGGAUCGGAGAGAAAUUCCUCGAAUGGUCCGACACCGACCCUGACAUCUCGCACAUCCUAACCAACAUCUCGCUCUACUGGUUCACAUCCAGCAUCCUCACCUCGCUGUACCCGUACCGCCAGCUGCUCGGCGAGUCGGGUUUCAUGCUCUCGUACGUCGAGAAGCCGGUAGGCUUCAGCUUUUUCCCGUACGAGCUGUUCCCGGGGAUUAAGCAUGUGCUGGAGAAGAAUGGAAAUAUCGUUACGUAUGGACAGCAUGAGAGCGGCGGGCACUUCGCCGCGCUGGAGAAGCCGGAGGAGCUGUGGGGGGACGUGGAGAAGUACGUGCAGGCGGUGUGGGGAAAGGUAUAAAACGUUCCGUACUUCGUAUGUCACCUGUUCCAGUUGCGGGGCGUAGAGCUGACGCAGGGCAGGCAGGUGGAGGGCCGAAAUUGUAGUGUACGUGAGGCGUUUAACGGUACGAAAUCGCAGAGCCAAGGGUGAAGAUGGAGGGGUAAUGUCCUCCUUGGAUAUUUGGAGGGAGUGAGAUUUGUCGAG
Molecule: messenger RNA, 1434 nt
Organism: Macroventuria anomochaeta
Lineage: Eukaryota; Fungi; Ascomycota; Dothideomycetes; Pleosporales; Didymellaceae
Product: alpha/beta-hydrolase
Exons: 3
Coding region: 1-1248 (415 amino acids)
Biological process (GO): epoxide metabolic process
Molecular function (GO): epoxide hydrolase activity
Source: RefSeq, a predicted model, not a curated record